GUGACCUCGCGCCCCGUGCCAUGGGGGCUUCAGACCCGGAAGUGGCGCCCUGGGCUCGCGGCGGUGCCGCGGGGAUGGCGGGAGCCGGAGCAGGAGCGGGAGCUCGCGGCGGAGCGGCGGCGGGGGGCGAGGCCCGGGCUCGCGAUCCGCCGCCCGCGCACCGUGCACACCCACGCCACCCCCGGCCUGCGGCGCAGCCCUCGGCCCGCAGGAUGGACGGCGCGCCCGGGGGCCUGGGCUCGGGGGACAGCGCCCCGACCACCGAGGCCUUGUUCGUGGCGCUGGGCGCGGGCGUGACAGCGCUCAGCCACCCGCUGCUCUACGUGAAGCUGCUCAUCCAGGUGGGUCAUGAGCCGAUGCCCCCCACCCUGGGCACCAACGUGCUGGGGCGCAAGGUCCUCUACCUGCCGAGCUUCUUCACCUACGCCAAGUACAUCGUGCAGGUGGACGGGAAGAUCGGGCUGUUCCGGGGCCUGAGCCCCCGCCUCAUGUCCAACGCCCUCUCGACCGUGACCCGCGGCAGCAUGAAGAAGGUUUUCCCCCCGGAUGAGAUGGAGCAGGUUUCCAACAAGGACGACAUGAAGACUUCGCUGAGGAAAGUCGUGAAGGAGACGUCCUACGAGAUGAUGAUGCAGUGUGUGUCGCGCAUGCUGGCCCACCCGCUGCACGUCAUCUCAAUGCGCUGCAUGGUCCAGUUUGUGGGACGGGAGGCCAAGUACAGCGGUGUGCUGAGCUCCAUUGGGAAGAUUUUCAAGGAGGAGGGGCUGCUGGGAUUCUUCGUUGGCUUAAUCCCCCACCUCCUGGGCGACGUGGUUUUCUUGUGGGGCUGUAACCUGCUGGCCCACUUCAUCAAUGCCUACCUGGUGGAUGACAGCGUGAGUGACUCCCCCGGGGGGCUGGGAAACGACCAGAAUCCAGGUUCCCAGUUCAGCCAGGCCCUGGCCAUCCGGAGCUACACCAAGUUUGUGAUGGGGAUUGCAGUGAGCAUGCUGACCUACCCCUUCCUGCUGGUGGGCGACCUCAUGGCGGUGAACAACUGUGGGCUGCAGGCUGGGCUCCCCCCAUACUCCCCAGUGUUCAAGUCUUGGAUUCACUGCUGGAAGUACCUGAGUGUGCAGGGCCAGCUCUUCCGGGGCUCCAGCCUGCUUUUCCGCCGCGUGUCCUCAGGGUCGUGCUUUGCCCUGGAGUGACCCGAAUCACCUGACCACACAGCUGGCCUGGCCCGCUCGGCCUGACCCCCAGCAACACCUCCACACGCUCUGCCCACGGCCGCUCCAUCGCCCCCAGGGUCUGUCCAGGCACAGGGCCAGACGGGGGCGCCUGUUAGCCCUGCAGAAGGUGGGGCGGGUGGGGAGUCGGCACAGGACCCCCUUCCUUCCCACGCCUGCCGAGUCCCCCCGGUGCAGGGGCCCGAGAGAGGCUGUGGGGGCCGGCCCGCUGCAGCCGGGUGGGAGCGGCAUGUGCUUUGUAAGCCGGGUCACCCUUCACGAGGCUGCUGGCCCGGCCGGCCCCUGCUGAAGGCUGACGCCGGGUCCUCGCCCGUUCUUCUCAACACUACUUUCCGAUGGGAGGGCAGCGCUUCCGAGUGGGAAGUCGUGUGACCCCUCAGGAUGUGUCCCCUUCUCGCACUCGUGCGUUUCACGGUGACGCCGCUCGUGUGGGGCCGGUCGCCUGUGCAUCUGUGUGAGUCCACGGGAAUUAGGCAGAUCAGUGUCUCAUCCUCCCUAGUUCCUGGUAAGAUUGUACUCAUUUCCCUCAAAUAAAUGUGUCAGUGGUGAUUUGGAA
Messenger RNA from Chinchilla lanigera (long-tailed chinchilla), 1785 nucleotides. RefSeq names its product mitochondrial carrier 1 (gene Mtch1). NCBI's taxonomy places the organism in Eukaryota, Metazoa, Chordata, Mammalia, Rodentia, Chinchillidae. The record is from RefSeq and is a predicted model, not a curated record. The coding region runs from base 21 to 1190 and encodes 389 amino acids. The transcript is spliced from 12 exons. Gene Ontology annotation, cellular component: mitochondrion; membrane. Gene Ontology annotation, biological process: positive regulation of apoptotic process.